AUGGCAUCGCGUCACCGUAAAGCAUUUACGAUCGAGGAAAAAUGUAGAAUAAUACGUAGAUUAGAAAAUGGAGAAUCAAACUCAUCUCUGGCAAAGGAGCUUGGGGUCGGUCAUUCGACCAUCUCAAUGAUUUUUAAAAACAAGAACAUCGUUGAGCAAUCGUUCAAUUCAAAUGUUUUGAAACCGAAGAGGCUUCGAAAAUCACGACAAGAAAAUAUUGAUCAAGCCUUAAUUCAGUGGUUCAAAAUAACAAGAGGCAAAGGAAUACCCGUCAGUGGGCCAAUGCUACAGGAGAAGGCAAAUUUUUUUGCUGCACGUUUUAAUAACGUCGAUUUCAAUUGUACUGCAAGCUGGAUCAGUCGUUUCAAAGUUCGACAUAAUAUUGUGGCAGGAAAAAUUGUCGGAGAAUCUUUGUCUGGUGAUGAAAAUUCAACAACAAACUGGUUAACAUCUGUAUGGCCAAAUCUACGUAAACAAUUUUCUGAUGACGAUAUAUUUAAUGCUGAUGAAACGGGACUGUUUUAUAAAUUAAUGCCGGAAAGAACUUUAAAAUUUAAAGGUGAGAAUUGCAGUGGAGGAAAAUUAUCAAAAGACAGAAUCACGCUUAUGGUAGCUGCUAAUAUGAGUGGCACAGAGAAAAAGAAAUUGCUCAUUAUUGGCAAGUCCCAAAAACCAAGAUGUUUCAAAAGUAUUAAAUCAUUACCUGUCGAUUAUGCUAACAAUCGUAAGGCUUGGAUGACGUCGGAAAUCUUUGAAAAAUGGAUUCGAGAUUGGGAUCGUGAUUUGGUGAAGAAGAAUAGAAAAAUUUUAUUACUGGUUGAUAACUGCCCGGCACAUCCAAAUAUUGCUGAUUUAAAUUCAAUAACACUUGCUUUUUUUCCACCGAAUACUACUUCAAUACUACAACCAAUGGACCAGGGAAUAAUUCGUUCACUGAAAACAAAUUUUAGAAAGAACCUUGUUUUAAAAAUGAUUCUAUGUGUUGAUGAUAAUGAAGAUCUUUCUUCAAAAAUAACGGUGCUAGACGCAAUUUUAAUGGUCAAUGAUGCCUGGAACAAAUUGCAACAAAAUACCAUUCAUAAUUGUUUUAGGCAUUCAGGAUUAAAUAAAAGCCACGACGAUUCACCAUUUCAAAUUUCAGAAAAUGAAUUUGUUGAAGAAGAUGUUCCUUUAUCUUUGUUGUUAAGAAACCGAAAUAUAGAUUUAGCAACAACACCGGAAAUGUGGGAAGAGUAUGUUGAUAUCGAUAAUACUCUUAUCACAUGUGAAGAACUUACUGAUGAAAAUAUAAUACAAAAUAUUAAUGACAAUGAACUAUUUGGAAGCGAUGAAGAGAAAGAAGUCGAUGACAAACUACCUACCGCAGAAGAGGCUUUGAAAGCUGCGGAAUUACUAUCAAAAUUUGUCUCUAGCAAUAUUGAAAACGAAAAUGUAACCAAUGCUAUGUCUUUUGUACACAACAGUGUCAGAGACUGUUUUUGCAAUAAGAUGAAGAAAAAAAUUCAAACGAAAAUUACAGAUUUCUUACAUUAA
Molecule: messenger RNA, 1533 nt
Organism: Ctenocephalides felis (cat flea)
Lineage: Eukaryota; Metazoa; Arthropoda; Insecta; Siphonaptera; Pulicidae
Product: tigger transposable element-derived protein 4-like
Exons: 1
Coding region: 1-1533 (510 amino acids)
Cellular component (GO): nucleus
Molecular function (GO): DNA binding
Source: RefSeq, a predicted model, not a curated record